Molecule: messenger RNA, 1418 nt
Organism: Striga asiatica
Lineage: Eukaryota; Viridiplantae; Streptophyta; Magnoliopsida; Lamiales; Orobanchaceae
Source: the annotation of a GenBank genome assembly
CUAAGUUGCAGAGGCCCAGUAAACGGCCCAGAUCCAUCGCCACCCUUACCCAGUUAGACCCAUUCAUAAUUUUACAAAAAUGCUUGUUACUCCCCAGCAGUGACGCACAGCACGCGUCAGAAAAAAUGACGUCACCCCGCAAAAGUGGCCCUUUUUCUCUAUCCACACCAAGGUUUCUUCCUUCUUCCUUCCUCAAAAUUUUCCAACCAAUCAAAAUCAGUAAGUUUUUUCAUUGAUUAAUAGAAAAUCCCCCCAACUUACCAUAAAAUAACAAAAACCCAUAUAGAAACCCUUCCCUUUUCCCCCCUUUCCAUAAAAAAUCUCAACACUUAAAAUUAAUUAUCACCGAAAAAAAAUGAAGCAGACAAAAAGGGGUGGGUUUUGGGGCGGUGAGGAGUUUCAUGCAAAGAGGGAAAGAGUGGUAAUGAAGCUGCUGACCGGCCGAGCGUCGGCGGCGCGGCUUCAGUAUCUAUUGAGAGGGGAAGGGAGCUGCCCGGACGAGCUCGGGCAGCUUGCUGGGCAGAUAGCGAGAUCCUUCUCCGAGACGAUCUCCGAGAUGGGUUCGUGGCUCGGGUCGCUUCCGGCCGCCACCGUUGACUGCGGCGGCAAGAAGGGACCGACGAUGGUCAAAGAACGGAGGGGCUGUUACAAGAGGCGGAGGACAUCAGAUUCAUGGAUAGAAGAGUCUCCGACAACCGAGGACGGCUUCGCAUGGAGGAAAUAUGGACAAAAAGAAAUUAUGAAUUCUAACUAUCCAAGAUGCUAUUACAGGUGUACCCACAAGCACGAGGGUUGCAAAGCCACAAAGCAAGUGCAAAUGAUCAAAGACGAUCCCAUCACAUAUCAAACCACAUAUUUCAAUCGACACAUUUGUCGCGAACAAUCGAAUCAGCAUGUCACCGUGUGUUCGGACCCAGUGGACUCCAAUCUAAUUUGUUUUGACUUGAACAAUAUUCAACCAAAACAAGAUAACCAUUCCUUAAUUUCAACAGUUAUCCCUCAAGUUAAACAAGAAGCUAAUAACAAAGAUCAUCAUACCCAAAGUGAUGAUCAAGAUCUCAACUCUGAUGAAGUCAAAUCGACAUUGCAGGAUCCAUGGCAGGAUAUAGAUUCCGGGCUCGAACCCUUGGGAUACAAGCCCGAUUGUGGCAUGGGUAGCUUGCAUGAGCUUGAUGAAGAGGUUAAUCAGCUUGGUGAUAUAGAUUAUUCAUGGUAUAUGGAUUGAAUAUAUAUAUAUAUAUGUCAAUCUAUAUAGUAAAUGUUGUGUGUGAUAUUAGAAACCAAAGCAAUUUGUAUCUUCCAUGCAUGAUGUAUUAUAUAUCUUUGACAUGAUGCCUUAUCAAUUGGCCAUGUGACUUAUAAUUGUAAAAUUCAUAUGAAAUAAACAUAAAUUAAGAAGAAACAAUAUUGGAAAUAAA